AUGGGACUUAUGCGCAUCAGCGUCAUCAUAGAUGCAAUCAAUUCGGACAGAGCACCGUCUACUAUCAGAACAUACACAUCCAAAAUGGAAAAAUUCCGAAAGUGGAGGAAUGGUCCAUAUAUGCGUAAUAUUCCUACUCCACAAGCUAGGAAUCUUUACUUGGCCAAAUGUUCUGCAGAGGCUAGGUAUAAAUCGAUGCCAACCGUUAUAGCAGCGCUUAGCUACUUCUGUGGGCCGCUGCAGGGAGUGGAUAAGGAGAUUCAAGACUCUCUUCUGGAAGCAGUUAAGCGAUCGCUUCCACCCCCUCAGCAUCGUAAUAAAAUUCGGCCAGAGCAGAUGAGAAAAAUCAUCAAAGUAGGGAGCACAGAUAGCGGCCCAAAGGUCAUAUAA
Messenger RNA from Haemonchus placei, 390 nucleotides. Lineage: Eukaryota; Metazoa; Nematoda; Chromadorea; Rhabditida; Trichostrongylidae. The record is from the annotation of a GenBank genome assembly.